CCGCCGCCGCUCGGGGUCGCUUCGAGCCCCAGCUUCCCGAGCGCUCCGCUCACAUGGCAGCCGCGCCGGCGCCUGGCCCGGCGGCCCGCUAGGGGCCGUCCCGCGCCCUGCCCAGCUCCUCGGCGGAGCCCGUCGGAUCCAGCCUCGCGUGGCGCCCGGGGUGCGCCACCUCUCAGCCCGAGGUGUCCGCGCGUCCGGCCAUCCAUCCUUCCGUCCCUCCUGGGGUCGGCGCUGAACCAUGCCCAGCGGCUGCCGCUCCCUACAUCUCGUGUGCCUGUUGUGCAUCCUGGGGACACCCGGUCGGUCUGCCCGAGCGGAUGACUGCAGCUCCCACUGUGAUCUGGCCCACGGCUGCUGUGCGCCUGACGGCUCCUGCAGGUGUGACCCAGGCUGGGAGGGGCUGCACUGUGAACGCUGUGUGAGGAUGCCUGGCUGCCAGCAUGGUACCUGCCACCAGCCCUGGCAGUGCAUCUGCCACAAUGGCUGGGCAGGCAAAUUCUGUGACAAAGAUGAGCACGUCUGUACCGCACAGUCUCCCUGCCAGAAUGGAGGCCAGUGUGUAUAUGACGGGGGUGGUGAGUACCACUGUGUGUGCCCACCAGGCUUCCAUGGGCAUGACUGUGAGCGCAAGGCCGGGCCCUGUGAGCAGGCAGGAUCCCCAUGCCAGAAUGGCGGGCAGUGCCAGGACAACCAGGGAUUUGCUCUGAACUUCACAUGCCGCUGCUUGGCAGGAUUUGUGGGUGUCCGCUGUGAGGUGAAUGUUGACGACUGCCUGAUGCGGCCUUGUGCAAAUGGCGCUACUUGCCUCGAUGGCAUAAACCGCUUCUCCUGCCUCUGUCCUGAGGGCUUUGCCGGACGCUUCUGCACCAUCAACUUGGAUGACUGUGCCAGCCGCCCGUGCCAGAGAGGGGCCCGCUGUCGGGAUCGUGUCCAUGACUUUGACUGUCUUUGCCCCAGUGGCUACGGCGGCAAGACUUGUGAGCUUGUCUUACCACUCCCAGAGCCUUCCACCACAGUGGACAUUCCCCUGGGGACCACCUCGGCUAUGGUGGCACCUGCCACGGGGCCAGCUCCUCAGAGUGCAGGGGCUGGUCUGCUGCGCAUUUCUGUGAAGGAGGUGGUCCAGAGGCAGGAUGUGGGGCUGGCUGAGUCUAGCCUGGUGGCUGUGGUGGUGUUUGGGGCUCUCACUGCUGCCUUGGUCCUGGCCACUGGCUUGCUGACCCUGAGGGCCUGGCGCCGAGGUGUCCGACCCCAUGGACCUUGUUGCUACCCCAUCCCGCACUAUGCCCCAGCACAUCAGGAUCAGGAGUGCCAGGUCAGCAUGCUGCCAGCCGGACUCCCGCUGCCCCCAGAUCUGCCCUGUGAGCCCGGAAAGACCACAGCACUGUGAUGGUGGAGGGGGCUUUCUGGCCCCAUUCUUCCACCUCCUCUACACCUCAGACUGUAGUGGUCCUUUCUUGUCACCCCUCACCUUGGGGUAUACACACUGAGGAACCUCAGCCUCAAACCAGAAGUACUAUUUUUUUAAUACAUAGAAUGUAAGAUGGAAAUUUUAUCAAAUAAAACAGUGAAAAU
Molecule: messenger RNA, 1575 nt
Organism: Elephantulus edwardii (Cape elephant shrew)
Lineage: Eukaryota; Metazoa; Chordata; Mammalia; Macroscelidea; Macroscelididae
Gene: DLK2
Product: delta-like 2 homolog (Drosophila)
Exons: 6
Coding region: 239-1390 (383 amino acids)
Biological process (GO): heterophilic cell-cell adhesion; establishment or maintenance of epithelial cell apical/basal polarity
Cellular component (GO): protein-containing complex; plasma membrane
Molecular function (GO): calcium ion binding
Source: RefSeq, a predicted model, not a curated record